Messenger RNA from Dreissena polymorpha, 5298 nucleotides. RefSeq lists its product as uncharacterized. Bases 84 to 1751 code for a protein of 555 amino acids. NCBI's taxonomy places the organism in Eukaryota, Metazoa, Mollusca, Bivalvia, Myida, Dreissenidae. The record is from RefSeq and is a predicted model, not a curated record. The transcript has 15 exons.
GAUGCCGUAACGCAAAUUAUUCGCUGCACAAAAUGUAAACAUUGUUCGUGACAUUUACCCGACAUUUACAGAAGAAAAGAGAAAUGCCAUUCAGAAUCUACGUUUUAGUGCUAUCCGGCUUGGUCGGACUGUCAGGGGCAGUGGAGGAAUGCCAGUUCUGGCGCGGGCUCGCACAAAACCUCUCCCAGGCACGAGAGGAACUCGGCAAGAUGGCAGCAAUAAGCUGCAAUAGCUCUUGUUCCUCAAUAGACUGCACCAUACAAAUGCAAACUGGAUUUGGUUCAAGUGGAAACUUGAUGUUUUGUUUUGGUCUGCAAUUGAACAGCUGUGAGGACCCUUUGAGCAUGAGUUAUUACCUCGAUGUUCCCACGGUGAAUAUCACAAUGAGUGGCAAAUUCACCCAUGAUAAUGAGUAUUCUGUGCCAGUGCCAGACAACCUGGCGAUAUCUAAUGCAGUCAAGACCACAGCGAUCAUCAAGGUUGAAAUGGUCAAGGUUAACACAACACACCUGAAAUUUGGGGUGAAUGGAAUCCUGAAGAUGAGUGUGGAUUUUCCCCUGGUUCCUGCCUUCACCAAGUCUGAGCCUGUAAUCCCGCCCACCAUCAUCGACAUCGAGCCCUGCAGGAAGAAUGGGUCAGACACAGCCCCCAGUAUCAAAAUACCCCGCAAGUGUGUCAGCUUGCCUCCAGCCCUUUCAGGAACUGGCUCUACUCCUACCACUGCGAAAAUUGUCGUCAACUCUCGCACUUUCAACAAGUCCUGUGAGUUUGGAUUGCUGGAUGGUACCCAGUGUUCACAGAACGAGAUGUGUGCAUACCUGGGAUCAGUUUCAAAGAACGCAGCGUGCCAGUGUAGGCCGCUACAUUUUCUGAGUGCCACAACGGGGUUCUGUGAGAGCUUAAUGAGCUUGACCACUGCUAAAGUUUCAGAUAUUCCUAAUGUGACACAGGCUAUGAGCAAAAGUGGUGGCAACACAGUGGACACAACCCUUUCAGGAACUGGCUCUACUCCUACCACUGCGAAAAUUGUCGUCAACUCUCGCACUUUCAACAAGUCCUGUGAGUUUGGAUUGCUGGAUGGUACCCAGUGUUCACAGAACGAGAUGUGUGCAUACCUGGGAUCAGUUUCAAAGAACGCAGCGUGCCAGUGUAGGCCGCUACAUUUUCUGAGUGCCACAACGGGGUUCUGUGAGAGCUUAAUGAGCUUGACCACUGCUAAAGUUUCAGAUAUUCCUAAUGUGACACAGGCUAUGAGCAAAAGUGGUGGCAACACAGUGGACACAACCCUUUCAGGAACUGGCUCUACUCCUACCACUGCGAAAAUUGUCGUCAACUCUCGCACUUUCAACAAGUCCUGUGAGUUUGGAUUGCUGGAUGGUACCCAGUGUUCACAGAACGAGAUGUGUGCAUACCUGGGAUCAGUUUCAAAGAACGCAGCGUGCCAGUGUAGGCCGCUACAUUUUCUGAGUGCCACAACGGGGUUCUGUGAGAGCUUAAUGAGCUUGACCACUGCUAAAGUUUCAGAUAUUCCUAAUGCGACACAGGCCAUGAGCAAAAGUGAUGGCAACAGCGUGGACACAAAAACAGGCAUGAUCAUUGGCGGUGGGGUUGGUGGGCUGCUGCUGAUAGUAGCGGUUGUUGUCUUCAUCAUCAUCAUUGGACGACAGAGGCGACGUGCAAUGUACCGCAAUCGUCACGCUCUGAUGAACGACGAUGAUGAUGAUUCGCUGGACACAAACGUCGUCAUAUAAAAAAUCCUAAGGCGUGUGGCCCCAAAAGUCCUUAUACAUUUACCACUCAGAUUCGCACUGUGAAGUGUGUGCAGUCCCUUAGAAAAUCAAAUUAAAUUAAAGACUUUUUUACUAAAGUUUUGAAGGCUCUAUUUUAUAACCCUAAGAUAUUGAUGAGCAGCGAACAGCAUAAAACCUGAACAGACUGCCAGUUACUCUGAGGCUGUUCUGGUUUUAUGGUGGUUGCAUAUAACCAUUUUCACUUUGCUAAUGCGUUUGCUGGUUAAACUAUUGUAUUGCACACAGACAUGUUUUGGUGAUACAACAGUUCAACACUGAAACCAUUUCUUUGAUGUGUUUUUGCAUUAUUGACAGUCUUAGGCAUGUAUAUUUAUAUGCAACAAACAUAAUGUUUUAUUGGUCAGGAUAGCGGAUGUAGGGGACAGAUAUUUAUAUUUUUUAUAUGGAUGUUGUAACUUAUCUUUUCCUUUGUUGGUUAUUAUAACACUGUAACAUAAGUUUUGAAUCGUACAACAUUAGUUUAAGUCAAAGUAUUGGAUGUUAAUGUAAGAAAUAAUUUCUUGGUCAAAUUCCUGCACAGUAGAAAAUUCCUCUAGUAGUCAAAAUUAAAGAUUCAGACUGUAUCUCAUAUGUUUAAUAGUUAGAACUCAAGACUGAGGCUGUUACAAAUAAUUGGGCUGUGCUCUUGGAAAACGGGGCUUUAUGCGCUUAUGUCAAGUGUUGUCCAAGAUAAGCCAGUGUAAUCCAUACAGGCUAAUGAGUGACGACACUUUCUGUCCUGAAUGAAUUUGUUUGUCAAUGAGACAUUCUUAAAACAAAAAAGUACAUGCAUAAAGCCCAUUUUUUUCAAAGAGAGAGGCUCCAUUAUGUAAAGAUUGGGAACUAUUGUGUGCAUUGAGCUAACAUAUGCUUCAUACCACUUUUUAUCACCUAUGCUUUAGAUCUGAAGGUUUCAAAUUGUUUACAAUUACUGGGACAUUUUUAAUUAUCAUAUCAAAGCAUAGAACUUUAAAUAAGAAUCCUGGUAUAUUUUUUUACUUGUAGAAAAAGUUCUUUACCAUGUAUUGAAUCUCAUAAACGUUCAUGUAAUCUUCAUAUGAUUCAAGGCCUGUCUACAUGAGUUGUGUGGGGAUUGGUUCCAGGCCUGUCUACAUAAGUUGUGUAGGCAUUGGUUUUAGGCCUGUCAACAUAAGUUGUGUAGGCAUUGGUUCCAGGCCUGUCUACACAAGUUGUGUGGGCAUUGGUUCCUGGCCUGUCUACACAAGGUGUGUGGGCGUUGGAUCCAGGCCUGUCUACAUAGGUAGUGUGGGCAUUGGUUCCAGGCCUGUCUACCUAAGUUAUGUGGGCAUUUGUCAUACAAUGUUGUUCUACGGCAAUCCUCAGCCUAUCUCAGAUUCCAGUAGGGCAGUUGUCAGUUACUGGCAUAAAUAAGUACACAAACGUACUGUUUACCCAGCAAUCCCAUGCAAAGUUUGUGUUAGUGACCUGACCUCUGUUAUAUGACUAUAUUUGUGAUAAAAGUGGCGAAAAAUCCAAUUUAACAAACAAACGUAUUUUUCACAUUUGAACACAAAACAAUAUUCAUUUAUUGCAUUAGAUAUCAUAUUUGGGUUCCACUUUGGGUAUCACAUUGUAUUUGUGUAAGGCAUCACAUUAGAUAUCAUUUGGAUUGAGCAUCAUAAUUUGAUCUGAAAUGUUCCUUGAAGUUAUUUUCCUGAAUGUUUGUAUGUGAAUACCAUUCAACAAAGUAAUAGUUUUAAAGUUAUGGAAUUAUUGUUUGGUAAUAUAUUUUAAUAAGUUACAGAUGCAGUUAGCCCAUAAUUGUGCAUUUAUUUAGUUGAUUCUUUUUUUUGUUUGUAUUUAAAAUCUUUAAAAUCUCAUUCUGUAAAAGGUUGUUAUUUGUUGACACAUGUAUGUAUACAUAUGUAUUUGUAUUAUUCCAUGGAACAAACUGAUUACUGGACUUUUACUUUUUUAUUUUCUUCUUGGGAGUUGUAGGUCUUGAUAGAUGGUGUAAUACACAAAAUAUUUCUCGAAAUUGUGAAUUACACCUGUAUAUUUUGCGGAUGUAUGCAUCAAGAACAAAAUGUAAUUCUACAAAGACAUAUGAUCUGCUAUAUUUUAUGUACAUGUAUGUAACAGGGUGUAUUUGUUGCAAUUAACAAGCAUUUUGCUUUGUUCUAAAGUAAACUGAACACUCUGUGCCUAAUUCAUUAUUAAUUAUCAUUGAAGAAGUGCAAUUUAUAUAUUUGUAGUAAGAUUGUUUUGCAAUUAAGUUUGUAUUUUAGAUUUAAAUGAUUUCAAUAAGAGUAUACCUGGUAAAUAAAAAAAACUCAUAAAUGUAUUUCAAAAUUUUCUUUGAAUUUGGUCAUUUAAAAAAAGACAAUUGUAACAAAUAUGCUAUUAGUUUUGCCAUUUCUAAGAAUUAAGCGUUAAAACAAACAAAAGUUGAAAGUUAAAAAUUCCAAAAAGGCCACAGGAUCCAAGUUAAGGGCAAACAGAAUCAAAACAAGUAUUCUGCAAUAAUAACUGUGAAGGCACCCUUUUCUGAAGAAAGAGCACAGUGUAUUUUAAUAUGGCCCAUAUUAAUUUCACUUUUGUCUGCCCCUUACAUUAUAUAAUAUUAUAAAACUGUUUGUUAUAAUUUAUCAAUAAUCAGUCAUAAUAAAGUUCAUGUUUUCUUAGUCAUAUCAGGUAAAGUUUGUAGAAUAUGUGUUCUUUUACAUAUACUAGUGGAACUUAGAGUUUAUUUGUUUUCUUUUUAACUCACCUGAGCACAAUGUGCUCAUGGUGAGCUUUUGUGAUCGCCUUUGUCCUUGUGCCUCAUGCAGCGUCAAUAUUUGCCAUGUUAACGCUUUAAAGGCCACAUCUUUUGUCAGAUCUUCAUGAAAUUUUCUCUGAAGAUUUGUGCCAAUGAUAUAUUUGACAAGUUCAAAAUGGUGCCUGUUGGUUGAAAAACACGGCCACCAGGGGGCGGGGUAUUUUUCCUAAUAUGUCUAUAGUAAAAUCUUGUUAACACUUUAGAGGCCACAUUAUGUCCGACUUUCAAAAACUUAGUCAUAAGAUUUGUCGCAAUGAUAUCUUGGACGAGUUCGAAAAUGGUUUGGGUUGGUUGAAAAACAUGGCCACCAGGGGUGGGGCAUUUUUUCUUAUAUCGCUAUAGUAAAAAGUCGUUAAUGCUCUUAAAGUCACAUUAAUUGUUCAAUCUUCAUGAAACAUGGUCAGAACAUUUGUUUUAAUUAUAUCUAGGAUUAUUUCAAAAAUGGUUCCAGUCUGUUGAAAAACAUUGCGGCAAGGUGCGGGAAAUUUGUUCUUAUAUGGCCAUCGUAAAACUUUUUAGCACUCUAAAAGUUACAGUUAUAGUUCACUCUUCAUGAAACUUGAUCAGAACAUUUGUUCUAAUGAUAUCUUGGGCUGCACAUAAAAGGUCAGUGUCUUUGUAUCUCAGGUGAGCGACUUUGGACCUUUCACGCCCUCUUGUUUGUUGUUGUUGUUCACAUGACAUAUUUAUAAUAACUAUUAAUAAAAUGCUUUCUGACAGCAGUGA